UCCAUAGUUGGUGAUCUUUUCAGAAGUGAUUUGCCUACAUUCAAAUUGCAAUGGACCCCAUCAAAGAUAAGCUGUGUGUUUUCAUCAUGAGUGUGAAAAUAUAAUCACCAAUCAGAAACCUUCACAUUCUCCAAAUCACUUGCAUUUCACAUUUCCCUUCACGUUGAGGAAUUUUAUAUGGGGAGCAUUUCUUGCUCACCUCCUUACUUUCCUUUCAAUUGUUUGUAAUACAUUAACUGAAACUCCUUUUAGGUAUGCGACAAACAUCGCAGUGCUGAAAUGCAUUAUAGGAGGGUCCGUUCAUUUUUAGAAUUGUCUUAGACGUCAAAUUGACCCAUAAAUCCACAGACUGCUUCCCAACUCCUGCCACUGUGACAUCUCCCUCUGUACCCUCUGCCCACUUAGACAAUACCGUCUCCCUUUUAUAAUUCCUCCGCUUUCUCUGUUUGCUUCACUUUUUUUCCCCUAUUGGCAUCAACAUUUCUUCAAACCUGAGCUUUGAGGUGAGUUUUUCGACCUAACUCGACUGUGAUAGCCCAUGCCCCUUCAAGAAAUAAAAUGGUGAUGAGACUAUAACGAAGAGUAUGGAUUACAAAAGUUGACACCCUCCGAUACGUUUCCAAGCGCGCCCUUAACAAACACUAAAGCAUCCUGGCUUCUGUUUUUGGUUUUUGUUUUUUUUUUGCCUGUUUAGCCUCUUCCACCUGCGAGCAGUGGAGGGAUUUUUGUUGUCCACUAACCCCCUCUAGCGCCGAAGUAGCAGCAUCCGCGCCGCUGCUGCCAAGCGGGCGAGCGCUAGGCUUGGAGAGCUCCGCUGCGCUAGCCGCUACUCCAGCCCGGCCCUCUCGGCAGUGGAGGAGAGCGUGGGGACUGCAGACCCUGAGAACCCCUCUCCAGCAGCACGCGUAGAGCUCUGGGCUGCGGCUUGGAGUGACCGGAGCCCAGGAAACAGCAGGGACUGAGAGGGGCGUCUCGCGCGGAGAGGUUCAGCCCACCGCGCUCUGGGCGCCGCUGUGAACCUCAGCCUUCGGGCAGGUCGGAGCACACAGACCAACGCCGCCACGUCUGAGGCGCUCAAGACCCCCCCAAUCCCAGCACCACGGGGCGACGAUGCUCAUGACCUCCACGGCGGAGUCGUCGCCGCACCGAGACGCGAAGACCUCCGAGGGCCCGGGUGCCAGGUGCCUCGGGUCCAGUCUCCUGUGACUCCCCUUUGCUGCUUCCUCCCCCUCAUCGCUGCCCAAGGACUCGCGGCAGCGGAGGCGGCCAAGGGGCCGAGUGCCUCCCCUUGCCUGGCAAGUUUGGGUGACUGACGCUGAGCAGCGGCCGGGCUGACCACCUUUGGCGCCAGGCUCUGCCCGUGACCCGGAGCGGUGGCCCACAACACUCACCCCCUCCAGCGGCGGAAAUGUGAGGAAGUAAGGACCAGGCAGGGGCAGGAGCUGACUGGUCUUAAAACGGUCGGCGUUGCUGCCGCGAAAUGGGGGGCUAAGUGCUCUAGGGACUAAGUGCGGCCUCGGAGAUGCCGGGAAGGCGGCUCGCACUGCCGGGGCGCGGCGCGCGUGCGGCCGAGUUGGAGGCCCCCGCCCUGCCCACGGCUGCAGACGCCGCUCAGGCGAGGGGCUGAGCGCUCAGGCGAAGCUCGCCCGGACCCUUAGGCGCCCGGCCCUCCCCGCUGCGGCCGGAGGAAAGUUCUCGCGGCCCCCGCGCCUCUCCACAGCUGCUGCGCGGCGUCUGCUCCGCACAGCCCACUUCAGUCCGGAGAGGCGCUCGGGCCGCUCGCGCGGCGCGAACCACCUGGGCACCCCCCCACCUCAUCCCUGAAGCUAGUCGUCCUCCCCCGCCCCCAAACCACAGCCGAGCUCUUUCUGCGCGCGCGCUCUCCCGGGCCCAAGCGAAUAGUCCUCGUGCGGGUAGGACACGGUGGUGAAUGCGAUUCCCCUCGCCUCCAUCCGCCACGAGCUCCCCGGCGCCGCAGGCAACGUCAGCCUCCGACGCAGCUGUGCCUGCACCUGGGCAGCCUGGACCCUCGUGCCCCGCUCCCGGGGCCUCGCGCAGGGGGGCUCCCAGGACUCCCCCUGCGGGCUGGGUGGAGGAGGAGGAAGAGGAGGAAGAGGAAGACGUGGAAAACGUGGACCAGGACCCCCACCCUACCCAGAACACUUGGCCGCUCUACUGCCACUUCUUUUAUAGAGCGAGGAGAGGAGAGCCAGCGAGAGCCAUGGGGGGCUGCGAAGUCCGAGAAUUUCUUUGGCAAUUUAGUUUCUUUUUGCCUCUGAUGACAGCUUGGCCAGGCUGCUGUAGUCACGUCUCCAACAACCAAGUUGUGUUGCUUGAUACAACUACUGUACUGGGAGAGCUAGGAUGGAAAACAUAUCCAUUAAAUGGGUGGGAUGCCAUCACUGAAAUGGAUGAACACAACAGGCCCAUUCAUACAUACCAGGUUUGCAAUGUGAUGGAACCAAAUCAAAACAACUGGCUUCGUACAAACUGGAUCUCUCGUGAUGCAGCCCAGAAAAUUUAUGUGGAAAUGAAGUUCACACUGAGAGACUGUAACAGCAUCCCAUGGGUCUUGGGAACUUGCAAAGAAACAUUUAACCUGUAUUAUAUGGAAUCAGAUGAGUCCCAUGGAAUUAAAUUCAAGCCAAGCCAGUAUUCAAAGAUUGACACAAUUGCUGCUGAUGAGAGUUUUACCCAGAUGGAUUUGGGUGAUCGCAUCCUCAAACUCAACACUGAAAUUCGUGAAGUGGGACCUAUAGAAAGAAAAGGCUUUUAUCUUGCUUUUCAAGAUAUUGGGGCAUGCAUUGCCCUGGUUUCAGUCCGUGUUUUCUACAAAAAGUGCCCCUUCACUGUUCGAAACUUGGCCAUGUUUCCUGAUACUAUACCAAGGGUUGAUUCUUCCUCUUUGGUUGAAGUAAAGGGAUCUUGUGUGAAGAGUGCUGAAGAGCGUGAUACUCCUAAACUAUAUUGUGGAGCUGAUGGAGAUUGGCUGGUUCCACUUGGAAGGUGCAUCUGUAGUACAGGAUAUGAAGAAAUUGAGGGUUCUUGUCAUGCUUGCAGAACAGGAUUCUAUAAAGCAUUUGCUGGAAACACAAAGUGUUCUAAAUGCCCUCCACACAGUUUAACCUACAUGGAAGCUACUUCUGUCUGUCAGUGUGAUAAGGGCUACUUCAGAGCUGAAAAAGACCCACCUUCUAUGGCAUGUACCAGACCACCUUCAGCUCCUAGGAAUGUGGUUUUUAACAUCAAUGAAACAGCCCUCAUUUUGGAAUGGAGCCCACCAAGUGAUACAGGAGGGAGAAAAGACCUCACGUACAGUGUAAUCUGUAAGAAAUGUGGCUUAGACCCAAGCCAGUGUGAGGACUGUGGUGGAGGACUCCGCUUCAUCCCAAGACACACCGGCCUGAUCAACAAUUCCGUGAUAGUACUUGACUUCGUGUCUCACGUGAAUUACACCUUUGAAAUUGAAGCCAUGAAUGGAGUUUCUGAAUUGAGUUUUUCUCCCAAGGCAUUCACAGCUAUCACAGUGACCACGGAUCAAGAUGGACCUUCUCUAAUAGGCAUGGUAAGGAAGGACUGGGCAUCCCAAAAUAGCAUUGCCCUAUCAUGGCAAGCACCUGCUUUUUCCAGUGGAGUAAUUCUGGACUACGAGAUCAAGUACUAUGAGAAAGUCUACCCACGGAUAGCGCCGGCAUUUUGGCACUACCUGCGGGUAGAAGAGCAUGAGCAGCUCACCUAUUCCUCCACAAGGUCCAAGGCCCCCAGUGUCAUCAUCACGGGUCUCAAGCCAGCCACCAAGUACAUAUUUCAUAUCCGAGUGAGGACUGCAACAGGAUACAGUGGCUUCAGUCAGAAGUUUGAAUUUGAAACAGGAGAUGAAACUUCUGACAUGGCGGCAGAACAAGGGCAGAUUCUCGUGAUAGCCACUGCAGCCGUUGGGGGAUUCACUCUCCUCGUCAUCCUCACUUUGUUCUUCUUAAUCACUGGGAGGUGUCAGUGGUAUAUAAAGGCCAAAAUGAAGUCAGAAGAGAAGAGAAGAAACCACUUACAGAAUGGACAUUUACGUUUCCCAGGAAUUAAAACUUACAUUGAUCCAGAUACCUAUGAAGAUCCAUCCCUAGCAGUCCACGAAUUUGCAAGAGAGAUUGAUCCUUCCAGAAUUCGCAUUGAGAGAGUCAUUGGGGCAGGUGAAUUUGGAGAAGUCUGUAGUGGGCGUUUGAAGACACCAGGAAAAAGAGAAAUCCCAGUUGCCAUUAAAACUUUGAAAGGUGGCCACAUGGAUCGGCAAAGAAGAGAUUUUCUAAGAGAAGCAAGCAUCAUGGGUCAAUUUGACCACCCAAACAUCAUUCGUCUAGAAGGUGUUGUCACAAAAAGAUCCUUUCCGGCCAUUGGGGUGGAGACGUUUUGUCCCAGCUUCCUGAGAGCAGGGUUUUUAAAUAGCAUCCAGGCCCCGCAUCCAGUGCCAGGGGGAGGAUCUUUGCCCCCCAGGAUUCCUUCUGGCAGACCAGUAAUGAUUGUGGUGGAAUAUAUGGAGAAUGGAUCCCUAGACUCCUUUUUGCGGAAACAUGAUGGCCACUUCACAGUCAUCCAGUUGGUCGGCAUGCUCCGAGGCAUUGCAUCAGGCAUGAAGUACCUAUCAGAUAUGGGUUAUGUUCAUCGAGACCUAGCAGCUAGGAAUAUAUUGGUGAACAGCAAUUUAGUUUGCAAAGUUUCUGAUUUUGGUCUCUCUCGAGUGCUGGAAGAUGAUCCAGAAGCUGCUUAUACAACAACUGGUGGGAAAAUCCCCAUAAGGUGGACAGCUCCAGAGGCUAUUGCCUACCGAAAAUUCUCCUCAGCAAGUGAUGCAUGGAGCUAUGGCAUCGUCAUGUGGGAGGUCAUGUCCUAUGGAGAGAGACCUUACUGGGAAAUGUCUAACCAAGAUGUCAUUCUGUCUAUUGAAGAGGGUUACAGACUUCCAGCUCCAAUGGGCUGCCCAGCAUCUCUACACCAGUUGAUGCUCCACUGCUGGCAGAAGGAGAGAAAUCACAGACCAAAAUUUACUGACAUUGUCAGCUUCCUUGACAAACUGAUCCGAAAUCCCAGUGCCCUUCAUACCCUGGUAGAGGAUAUCCUUGUAAUGCCAGAGUCUCCUGGUGAAGUUUCUGAAUAUCCUUUGUUUGUCACAGUUGGUGACUGGCUGGAUUCUAUAAAGAUGGGACAAUAUAAAAAUAAUUUCAUGGCAGCAGGGUUUACAACUUUUGACCUGAUUUCAAGAAUGAGCAUUGAUGAUAUUAGGAGAAUUGGAGUCAUACUCAUUGGACACCAGAGACGAAUAGUCAGCAGCAUACAGACUUUACGUUUACAUAUGAUGCACAUACAGGAGAAAGGAUUUCAUGUAUGAAAGUACUAUGAACACCUGUGUUUUGUGCCUCAGCAUUUCUAAAAUGAAAGAUAUCCUCUGUACUGCCCUCUCUUCUGACUGUCCAAAAAUCCUUUCACAAACCAGUCACUUAUUCAAACUAUGCCACACACCCUAUGUUUAUGCUUCCAACCUGGAUUUUAAAACCAUACUACUACACAAAUCCUCUCCAAAUAGCCUGCAAAUAAAACCCUGGCCCACUACAAAUUAUUGCUACACAAUGAUGAAUAACUCAGCAUGGAUGUGUAACUUUGUAUAGACGUAUUUGGGAAGUGUUCAUGGACUUAACCUAAAGGAAUUUGUCCAGAUAUGGCAUCCUUAAUGAUGUAUGUAGAGUUUGAUGGUAAAUGAGAUAGAUAUAGCUGGACUUUCUUUCAUGUUUUGUGAUCAAGUAAUUGCCAAACUAACAUUAAUAUUAUUUUUAGAUAGUUUUACUCAACUCUAUCUGUUGUAUUGUUGCUUUAUUUUCAUACUUUGUCUAUUAGCACCUGAUGUUAGAAUGAUUUACAGAAUUGACAAAGGAUUCUGUGUAAAUGCAUUCUUGUCAGGUGCGACUCUGGUGAGAAGGGGGUUAAUGGAGAGGGUAAGGGAGAAAAAUACUGUGAUUUUAAAUCUUCUAAGGCUGGGUUUGUCUAUUUUUAAAUUAACCAUAUGAUGUCGUUCACAUUUCAUAGUAGGAGGUACUUUAGAGGCUUUUCUCUUCUGAUUUUUUUUUUUACUAACUAUUGUGUAUUUCUCUACUAUGUUAUGAAAACUGCCCUUGCGAAGACCAAGAGUGUGUCCAUUGCCCUAAAGGUUUUCAUAGAAUGAAGCAUGGAGUAAAUCCAUUAAUGUUCCUUUGAUCCAUUUUUCACAAGUUUACGAAAGUAAUUAUCAAAAAACUGAGAAAAUUAGUUGAUCUUGUAGAAUUGCUUUGAAUAAAACAUCUAAGAUUAUAGCCUUAGAUUUAGGGUGAAAUUAUUAAUUAAUUUAAAUAGAAUUUUAUGAUAGCUAUAGCAGCCCAAGAAAAUAAACAUAUCUGUCUGACUGAUACCAGUAUAUUUUCCAAGUUUAAGAAUUCUUAUGUUUCAGUGCAAAAAUAAGUUACAUGAACAUGCUGAGCUCUUUUCCAAACCUUCUAAGAAAUAAAUAUGAAUACUCCAAACAGGAUAUAAACAGAUCUUACACUUGAGCAUGUAUAUGUGUGCGUGCGUGUGUGUGUGUGCGCGCACGUGUUAACCUGGCUCCAUAAUACAGUUGCAUAAAAAUGUGAGCAAAGCUAAGAUAUGUUGUUGUCAUAAUCUUCUCAGAGCCUUGCCACAAAAAGGCAACCAUAUUUUUCAGUGAAUUAUGCUCAGUCAGCUUGUCAAAAUAGUGCUGUCUUAUGAACAAAAUCAUUUAUAAAGUCAGCUGUUCCUUGUGAAAAUAUAAAAACAUUGACUACCAUGCUAGGUGGAAAGAGUAAAGAGAAUGUGUUAAGGGGGACAAAAAUGCAGUGCAAGCUGUCUACAGAUGUUAAUUUAAUCAUUUGUUUUUUAUUUAAUAUCAGAGACAAAGUGCCCUAUCCACAUUUUUAAAUUUCUACCUAAAUUAUACUUUUUGGUAAAAACAGUGUUCUUUGUAUUUAAUGGUCCUUGUUUUCUUUCUUUAUUUUCCUUAUUUUAAGAUUUUGAUGACUGUCCAUUUUACUAGAACCUUCCACGUAUUUUAUCUUGGUGAUUUAUCUCCUGUUUUUUUCUAUCACCACUUAAUUUUUCUUGUUUCAAAAAAAAUGAAUAGAGCUAGAAAGACAUUUUUAGAGUAUUUCGUAUGUAUACUAUAAAAAGAAAAAGUGAGACAUCAUUCACUUUUUAAAUAAGUGUGUCAGAAAUAUCUAGAAAACUUUUGUGGCUAUCAACCUGCAUGGUCAUGCACUACUCAUAGACUAUAUGCAGUUUGCUUGAUAUAUUUACCUAAAUCUGGAUACAUUUAAAGUAAAUAUAAAAUUUCCAUAUUUAUCUGUCUUUAAAUAUACAUUAAAUAAAAACAGAUGUAAGCAGAUUAAAUUUAUUAAUCAUAUAUUUUAUUUUUAUAAAACAACAAAAAGGUAUUUAGAAAAUAAGAGAAUAAUAUGGUGUUCCAUAGGACUUUGUCAGCAACAUCUGUAUACCUUGAUAAAAUAAAUUGUAUUAAACUAUUUAAACUUCUAUGGGAUGGACAUUCAGUGAUUGUAAUAUUAAAGAUUUCUUUUAAGAAUAUUUUUCUUGAGUAGAUGUGCUGCUUACGCUUGUUAAUUUUAGCUACUCCAAAGGCUGAAGCGGGAGGAUCAGAAGUUCAAGGCCAGUCUGCACAAACCUGUCUCAAAAUUU
Molecule: messenger RNA, 7725 nt
Organism: Heterocephalus glaber (naked mole-rat)
Lineage: Eukaryota; Metazoa; Chordata; Mammalia; Rodentia; Bathyergidae
Gene: Epha6
Product: EPH receptor A6
Biological process (GO): protein phosphorylation; ephrin receptor signaling pathway; axon guidance
Cellular component (GO): plasma membrane; dendrite
Molecular function (GO): transmembrane-ephrin receptor activity; ATP binding; protein binding
Source: RefSeq, a predicted model, not a curated record